AUUUGUGACUUGUCUCAUGAACGUGAUGGGUUUUAACACAGACCGCUUAGCAUGGACUAGAAAUUUUGACUUUGAAGGAUCACUUUCCCCUGUCAUUGCACCCAAAAAAGCAAGGCCUUCUGAGACUGGAUCUGAUGAUAAGUUGAGAGGAUUCUAUUUUGCAAAGCUGUAUUAUGAAGCUAAAGAAUAUGAUCUUGCUAAAAAAUACGUAUGUACUUACCUUAGUGUGCAAGAGAGGGAUCCCAGAGCUCACAGAUUUCUGGGUCUUCUUUAUGAAUUGGAAGAAAACACAGAGAAAGCCGUUGAAUGUUACAGGCGUUCACUGGAAUUAAACCCACCACAAAAAGAUCUUGUGUUGAAGAUUGCAGAAUUGCUUUGUAAAAAUGAUGUUACUGAUGGAAGAGCAAAAUACUGGGUUGAAAGGGCAGCGAAACUUUUCCCAGGAAGUCCUGCAAUUUAUAAACUAAAGGAACAUCUUCUAGAUUGUGAAGGUGAAGAUGGAUGGAAUAAACUUUUUGACUGGAUUCAGUCAGAACUUUAUGUAAGACCUGAUGACGUCCAUAUGAACAUCCGGCUAGUGGAGUUGUAUCGCUCAAAUAAAAGAUUGAAGGAUGCUGUGGCCCGCUGCCAUGAGGCAGAGAGGAACAUAGCUUUGCGUUCAAGUUUAGAGUGGAAUUCGUGUGUUGUACAGACCCUUAAGGAAUAUCUGGAGUCUUUACAGUGUUUGGAGUCUGAUAAAAGUGACUGGCGAGCAACCAAUACAGACUUACUGCUGGCCUAUGCUAAUCUUAUGCUUCUUACGCUUUCCACUAGAGAUGUGCAGGAAAGUAGAGAAUUACUGGAAAGUUUUGAUAGUGCUCUUCAGUCUGCAAAAUCUUCUUUGGGUGGAAAUGAUGAACUGUCAGCUACUUUCUUAGAAAUGAAAGGACAUUUCUACAUGCAUGCUGGUUCUCUGCUCUUGAAGAUGGGUCAGCAUGGUAAUAAUGUUCAAUGGCAAGCUCUUUCUGAGCUGGCUGCAUUGUGCUAUGUCAUAGCAUUUCAGGUUCCAAGACCAAAGAUUAAAUUAAUAAAAGGUGAAGCUGGACAAAAUCUGCUGGAAAUGAUGGCCUGUGACCGACUGAGCCAAUCAGGGCAUAUGUUGCUAAACUUAAGUCGUGGCAAGCAAGAUUUUUUAAAAGAGGUUGUUGAAACUUUUGCCAACAAAAGCGGGCAGUCUGUGUUAUAUAAUGCUCUGUUUUCUAGUCAGUCAUCUAAGGAUACAUCUUUUCUUGGUAGCGAUGAUAUUGGAAACAUUGAUGUACAAGAACCAGAGCUUGAAGAUUUGGCUAGAUACGAUGUUGGUGCUAUUCAAGCACAUAAUGGUAGUCUUCAGCACCUUACUUGGCUUGGCUUACAGUGGAAUUCAUUGCCUGCUUUACCUGGAAUCCGAAAAUGGCUAAAACAGCUUUUCCAUCAUUUGCCCCAGGAAACCUCAAGGCUUGAAACAAAUGCACCUGAAUCAAUAUGUAUUUUAGAUCUUGAAGUAUUUCUCCUUGGAGUAGUAUAUACCAGCCACUUACAAUUAAAGGAGAAAUGUAAUUCUCACCACAGCUCCUAUCAGCCGUUAUGCCUGCCCCUUCCUGUGUGUAAACGGCUUUGUACAGAGAGACAAAAAUCUUGGUGGGAUGCGGUUUGUACUCUGAUUCACAGAAAAGCAGUACCUGGAAACUCAGCAGAAUUGAGACUUGUAGUUCAGCAUGAAAUAAACACUCUAAGAGCCCAGGAAAAACAUGGCCUUCAACCUGCUCUGCUUGUACAUUGGGCAAAAUGCCUUCAGAAAAUGGGCAGGGGUCUUAAUUCUUCUUAUGAUCAACAAGAAUACAUAGGGAGAAGUGUUCAUUAUUGGAAGAAAGUUUUGCCAUUGUUGAAGAUAAUAAAGAAGAACAGUAUUCCUGAACCUAUUGAUCCUCUGUUUAAACAUUUUCAUAGUGUAGACAUUCAGGCAUCAGAAAUUGUUGAGUAUGAAGAAGAUGCACACAUAACUUUUGCUAUAUUGGAUGCAGUACAUGGAAAUAUAGAAGAUGCUGUGACUGCUUUUGAAUCUAUAAAAAGUGUUGUUUCUUAUUGGAAUCUUGCACUGAUUUUUCACAGGAAAGCAGAAGACAUUGAAAAUGAUGCCGUUUUUCCUGAAGAACAAGAAGAAUGCAAAAAUUAUCUGAGAAAGACCAGGGACUACCUAAUAAAGAUUAUAGAUGACAGUGAUUCAAAUCUUUCAGUGGUCAAGAAAUUGCCUGUGCCCCUGGAGUCUGUAAAAGAGAUGCUUAAGUCAGUCAUGCAGGAACUCGAAGACUAUAGUGAAGGAGGUCCUCUCUAUAAAAAUGGUUCUUUGCGAAAUGCAGAUUCAGAAAUAAAACAUUCUACACCAUCUCCUACCAAAUAUUCACUAUCACCAAGUAAAAGUUACAAGUAUUCUCCCAAAACACCACCUCGAUGGGCAGAAGAUCAGAAUUCUUUACGGAAAAUGAUUUGCCAAGAAGUAAAGGCCAUUACGAAACUAAAUAGCAGUAAGUCAGCAUCCCGUCAUCGUUGGCCCACAGAGAAUUAUGGACCAGACUCGGUGCCUGAUGGAUAUCAGGGGUCACAGACAUUUCAUGGGGCUCCACUAACAGUUGCAACUACUGGCCCUUCAGUAUAUUAUAGUCAGUCACCAGCAUAUAAUUCCCAGUAUCUUCUCAGACCAGCAGCUAAUGUUACUCCCACAAAGGGUUCUUCUAAUACAGAAUUUAAGUCAACCAAAGAAGGAUUUUCCAUCGCUGUGUCUGCUGAUGGAUUUAAAUUUGGCAUUUCGGAACCAGGAAAUCAAGAAAAGAAAAGUGAAAAGCCUCUUGAAAAUGAUACUGGCUUCCAGGCUCAGGAUAUUAGUGGCCAGAAGAAUGGCCGUGGUGUGAUUUUUGGCCAAACAAGUAGCACUUUUACAUUUGCAGAUGUUGCAAAAUCAACUUCAGGAGAAGGAUUUCAGUUUGGCAAAAAAGACCCCAAUUUCAAGGGAUUUUCAGGUGCUGGAGAAAAAUUAUUCUCAUCACAAUGCGGUAAAAUGGCCAAUAAAGCAAACACUUCCGGUGACUUUGAGAAAGAUGAUGAUGCCUGUAAGACUGAGGACAGCGAUGACAUCCAUUUUGAACCAGUAGUUCAAAUGCCUGAAAAAGUAGAACUUGUAACAGGAGAAGAAGGUGAAAAAGUUCUGUAUUCACAGGGGGUAAAACUAUUUAGAUUUGAUGCUGAGAUAAGUCAGUGGAAAGAAAGGGGCUUGGGGAACUUAAAAAUUCUCAAAAAUGAGGUCAAUGGCAAACCAAGAAUGCUGAUGCGAAGAGACCAAGUACUAAAAGUGUGUGCUAAUCAUUGGAUAACAACUACAAUGAACCUGAAGCCCCUCUCUGGAUCAGAUAGAGCAUGGAUGUGGUUAGCCAGUGAUUUCUCUGAUGGUGAUGCCAAACUAGAGCGGUUGGCAGCACAAUUUAAAACACCAGAGCUGGCUGAAGAAUUCAAGCAGAAAUUUGAGGAAUGCCAGCGGCUUCUGUUAGACAUACCACUUCAAACUCCCCAUAAACUUGUAGAUACUGGCAGAGCUGCCAAGCUAAUACAGAGAGCUGAAGAAAUGAAGAGUGGACUGAAAGAUUUCAAAACGUUUUUGACAAAUGAUCAAACAAAAGUCACUGAGGAAGAAAAUAAGGGUUCAGGUACAGGUGCAGCCGGUGCCUCAGACACAACAAUAAAACCCAAUCCUGAAAACACUGGGCCCACAUUAGAAUGGGAUAACUAUGAUUUAAGGGAAGAUGCUUUGGAUGAUAAUGUUAGUAGUAGCUCAGUACAUGAUUCUCCGUUGGCAAGUAGCCCUGUGAGAAAAAAUAUUUUCCGCUUUGAUGAGUCAACAACAGGAUUUAACUUCAGUUUUAAAUCUGCUUUGAGUCUAUCUAAGUCUCCUGCCAAGUUGAAUCAGAGUGGGACUUCAGUUGGCACUGAUGAAGAAUCUGAUGUUACUCAAGAAGAAGAGAGAGAUGGACAGUACUUUGAACCUGUUGUUCCUUUACCUGAUCUAGUUGAAGUAUCCAGUGGUGAGGAAAAUGAACAAGUUGUUUUUAGUCACAGGGCAGAACUCUACAGAUAUGAUAAAGAUGUUGGUCAAUGGAAAGAAAGGGGCAUUGGUGAUAUAAAGAUUUUACAGAAUUAUGAUAAUAAGCAAGUUCGUAUAGUGAUGAGAAGGGACCAAGUAUUAAAACUUUGUGCCAAUCACAGAAUAACUCCAGACAUGAGUUUGCAAAAUAUGAAAGGGACAGAAAGAGUAUGGGUGUGGACUGCAUGUGAUUUUGCAGAUGGAGAAAGAAAAGUAGAGCAUUUAGCUGUUCGUUUUAAACUACAGGAUGUUGCAGACUCAUUUAAGAAAAUUUUUGAUGAAGCAAAAACAGCCCAGGAAAAAGAUUCUUUGAUAACACCUCAUGUUUCUCGGUCAAGCACUCCCAGAGAGUCACCAUGUGGCAAAAUUGCUGUAGCUGUAUUAGAAGAAACCACAAGAGAGAGGACAGAUGUUAUUCAGGGUGAUGAUGUAGCAGAUGCAGCUUCAGAAGUUGAAGUGUCUAGCACAUCUGAAACAACAACAAAAGCAGUGGUUUCUCCUCCAAAGUUUGUAUUUGGUUCAGAGUCUGUUAAAAGAAUUUUUAGUAGUGAAAAAUCAAACCCAUUUGCAUUUGGCAACAGUUCUGCCACUGGGUCUUUGUUUGGAUUUAGUUUUAAUGCACCUUUGAAAAGUAACGAUAGUGAAACUAGUUCAGUAGCCCAGAGUGGAUCUGAAAGCAAAGUGGAACCUAAAAAAUGUGAACUGUCAAAGAACUCUGAUAUCGAACAGUCUUCAGAUAGCAAAGUCAAAAAUCUCUCUGCUUCCUUUCCAAUGGAAGAAUCUUCAAUCAACUACACAUUUAAAACACCAGAAAAGGGAUUUAAUUUUAGCCUUUUUAAAUCUAAUCCCAUGGCCUUUUGGACUAGCACCCCUUCCUCACAGCCUGAGAGCAAAGGUAUAGAACUAGCAUUCUCAGUAUGAGAUAACAGCAGUUUUUAGCAGCUGGUAGCCCUUAGGAAAGUAUUAAUAACUGUGGCUGUAUGAAAUGAAGUACUUACCACUACAACAUGAAUGUUAAAGAAUGCCAGUUUAAGCAAAGUACCUUUUGACUGGUGGCAUGACACCCUUGUUGGUUUGUUUUUUAAAAUGUACUGGGAUGCUGAUUUGUAAUGUACUUCAUUGCUCUGCUAUUUCAGGUCUGCUCAGUGAAGACCUAUGUUUUAUCUAAUGUUUAUCUUUAGCCACUAACGUCUGCCAGUAUUCACAUGUAGUGGCAACGGCAUGUAUACAGUAUGGAAGAGUGUCCCUGUAGGGCUGUUCUUUUGUGCAUGGUUUAGAAAAAUGUUGUAUUUGAAAAUGGACCCCAUUUUUAACAGCCAGCAUUCUACAGCUUGCAUAUUAUAUAUGUUGCACAGAUCAUUUUUAGAAGUGUGGCUACUAGAGUGGAACAAGAAGUGGGAUCUGUUGAAGGCCUUCAAGAACAGGUUAGGGAAGUGAAACCUCACCCUUAGUGACCAGUAACACAUCUUAGCCAUGCCAAACAAGUACAAUGAUAAAAUAACAAUCUCUGAUUUUUUUUUGAGUAUACCAGUUUUAUUACCAGCUAAGGUAGCUCUUAAUCUUUUAUUUUAAAGAUACGGUCUUUGAGAAAUGUGAAAAGUGUUAACUUAAAAGUGGAUGUAUACUUGCGUACAGUUUCUGUGAGCUCUAGGUUAGGAAUCCCUGACCUAAGAACGAAUGUGCCUAUACACUACUGUAGAACAUAGAGCCUUAUUCUGUUUUGAAUCUGAUAAUGUCAUUGUCCCAAGGGACCUUAGAAAUGAAGACUUUAGACAUGAGUAAACUGAGGCCAAGAGAGGCUAUCUGAUUUACCCAAGAGGUCUUUACUGAGUAAUAGCAGAAGUGGAACAAGAAUCUGUAUCUUACGGUGUACUGUUAUUUCUCCUAGCUAGGAAAUGAUACUAGGUUUUCGUUUAUAAUGAAGGAGAGGGACAAAUUUAACAUUGUAAAAGGAAGGGCACUGGUUCUGCAGAGCAGUGUCAUCCAAUAGAAAUAAAAUAUAACCUGUGUAUGUAAUUUAAAAUUGUCAUUUGGUGCAAUGGCUUGUGCCUAUAAUCCCAGUUACUUGGGAGGCUGAGGCAGAGGGAUCACUUGAGCCCACAAGUUCCAGGCUUCAGUGAACUAUGAUCACAUCACUGCACUCCAGCUCUGGGUGACAAAGCAAGACCGCAUCUCAAAUAAAUACAUAAAUAAAUAAAUUUUCUAGUAGCCAUAUUAAAAAGAAUAAAAAGAAACAGUUAAAAAGGGAAACAGAUGAAAGUAACUUUAUCGAUAGAUUUGAUUUAACUCAUUAUGUCCAAAAUAUCAUUUUAACUUCUAAUUAAUAUAAAAAUUAAUGAUAUUUUACAUUAUUGUUUUUCACCAAGUCUUCAAAAUCCAGUGUGUGUGUUUACACUUACUGUUAGCAUGUCUUGAUUUGGACUAGCCACCUUGUGAGGUUUUAAUAGAAUGUGGCUAGGCUACCAUAUUGGACACCAUAGCUCUCAGAAUGUUUCCCUGUCACCAGUUGGUAUACAUGGCAUGCUUCAUAACUGGCUUACUUUAUUAAACUCCUUUAGCCAGAAGUUGUUCUUUACAUUAAUAGAUCAGAACAGGUUGCAUAUAGAAGUUUUUUCUGUUUCUAAUUUUUUGCCCUUUGCAUUGAUGGUGGCUGGGGAUGGGUUGUUUUCAGCCAUAUGAAUGGUCUUAGAUUUUAUAGUGUUAGCUACCCAUAGAGUAACAGUUUUUAUUUAAUUUUAUCUAGUAUCAUGCUUGAACACAGGCAAACUAGAUGCAACUCUAGUCACCUUCCAUUCUUGGCAAUUGUUAACUUUCCUUACAGGAACUAAUCACAGUUGGCUUUGGAUUAGUUUCAUAUGUAUACUAAUACUUGCUUAUGUUUUAAGAUUUUUUUCAAUUGCUGCAAAUG
This is a messenger RNA of Homo sapiens (human), 7058 nucleotides long. RefSeq names its product RANBP2 like and GRIP domain containing 1 (gene RGPD1). NCBI's taxonomy places the organism in Eukaryota, Metazoa, Chordata, Mammalia, Primates, Hominidae. The record is from RefSeq and is a predicted model, not a curated record. The transcript has 22 exons. Bases 17 to 5071 code for a protein of 1684 amino acids. Gene Ontology annotation, cellular component: Golgi apparatus.